Messenger RNA from Mus pahari (shrew mouse), 1006 nucleotides. It is a transcript of the gene Stx12, whose product is annotated as syntaxin 12. The record is from RefSeq and is a predicted model, not a curated record. Gene Ontology annotation, biological process: vesicle-mediated transport; intracellular protein transport; vesicle fusion. Lineage: Eukaryota; Metazoa; Chordata; Mammalia; Rodentia; Muridae. Gene Ontology annotation, cellular component: postsynaptic recycling endosome; synaptic vesicle; SNARE complex. Gene Ontology annotation, molecular function: SNARE binding; SNAP receptor activity.
CGCAGUCGCGGCCCCUUUCCCCGCCCUUUCUCUUCCCGGUUUUCCCCUCAGCUGCUGGACGCUCGGUCAGUGGCAGCUUCCGGUAGGAGCGCCGCGAAGCGCGACCCGGUCUCUGCUCACUGUCANGUCCUACGGUCCCUUAGACAUGUAUCGGAACCCCGGGCCGUCGGGGCCUCAGCCCCGGGACUUCAACAGCAUCAUCCAAACAUGCAGUGGCAACAUCCAGCGGAUCAGCCAAGCCACUGCUCAGAUAAAGAAUUUGAUGAGCCAACUUGGAACUAAGCAGGACUCAAGCAAACUCCAGGAAAAUUUGCAACAGUUACAGCACUCUACAAAUCAGCUCGCCAAGGAAACAAAUGAGUUACUGAAGGAAUUAGGGUCCUUGCCCCUACCCUUGUCUGCAUCAGAGCAGCGCCAGCAGAAGCUUCAGAAGGAGCGGCUCAUGAAUGACUUCUCGUCGGCCUUGAACAAUUUCNAGGUUGUGCAGAGAAAGGUAUCUGAGAAGGAAAAGGAGAGCAUCGCGAGAGCGAGAGCUGGAUCUCGUCUUUCUGCAGAAGACAGGCAGAGAGAAGAGCAGCUCGUCUCAUUUGACAGCCAUGAAGAGUGGAACCAAAUGCAGAGCCAGGAGGAAGAGGCAGCCAUCACUGAGCAAGACCUGGAACUUAUCAAAGAGAGGGAGACGAUUCGGCAGCUGGAGGCUGACAUUUUGGAUGUCAAUCAGAUAUUUAAAGAUUUAGCUAUGAUGAUCCAUGACCAAGGUGAUAUGAUCGAUAGCAUAGAAGCCAAUGUGGAAAGCUCGGAGGUGCAUGUUGAAAGAGCCACUGAUCAGCUACAAAGAGCUGCUUACUAUCAGAAAAAAUCUCGCAAGAAGAUGUGUAUCCUCGUGCUUGUCCUGUCAGUGAUUGUUACAGUCUUGGUAGUUGUUAUCUGGGUUGCUUCUAAAUGAAGUGUGCUUGCCUCAGAGCCUCCUCCUGCUGUGUUGUUUUCAAGGGCAAGUGCUUGAUAG